AUGGAGACUGAGUCCAAAGGAACAUGGUCAUGGUUUCUCCAAAAUUUGGGAGAAACAAUUGGUCUUUCUUUAUAUCCUCUGUGUUUUAUUUCAGAUAUGGAGAAGGGUUUGGGAGAGGCUGUAAAAGAUGUAUAUCCUGAAGCUGAACAUAGAAUUUGUAUUCGUCAUUUGUGGAAGAACAUUAAAAAAAAAUUUCACUGUAAAGAUGGCCAAAAAGUGCAUGGACUUGUCUGGGAGGCCGCUAAUGCUUACACAAAUACAGAGUUCAAUGAGAAGCUAGUAGAACUAUGUCAUUUGAGCCAUGCAGUUUACUCGUAUCUUAUUUCAUUACCAUAUAAGUGGUCAAGGAGUCAGUUUAUGAUUGGGAUAUGUCAUUCUGCAAAUACCAACAAUUUUGCCGAGUCAUUUAACUCAUGGGUUAAUGAUGCUAGAACUAAACCUGCCGUGGACCUCAUCGAUUUGAUCCGGGGAAAGCUUAUGGUACAAAGAGCUCAUCGAAGGAUGAGUAGCUUGAGUUGGCAACAUGAGUUAGUCCCAAAUGUGGAGGAAUAUAUUAGAAACAUCACAAUGCGGAAAGAUCAUUUUGUUGUUCGGCAAUCUAGCCUUUUCACGGUUGAGGUGGAGGGACUUCAUUCAAGACAUAUUGUCGAUAUUGAACAAAGAAUCUGCAGUUGCAGAGUGUGGCAGUUAAUUGGUUUACCUUGCAUUCACGCUGUGGCUUAUGGGGCAUCAUAG
Dendrobium catenatum is the source of this 735-nucleotide messenger RNA. RefSeq lists its product as uncharacterized. The record is from RefSeq and is a predicted model, not a curated record. Gene Ontology annotation, molecular function: zinc ion binding; transposase activity; DNA binding. NCBI's taxonomy places the organism in Eukaryota, Viridiplantae, Streptophyta, Magnoliopsida, Asparagales, Orchidaceae. Bases 1 to 735 code for a protein of 244 amino acids. Gene Ontology annotation, biological process: DNA transposition. The transcript has a single exon.